ACACUGCUGCUCUUGAACGCCUCUCUGCUGGUGUGUAAACAGUAAUGGCGGCGUGUGUCGCGCGCGCUUGCUGCUUGUUCGCUUUCUUCAUGAAGACCCGCUAGCUAACGGAGGGGACGUUCGGCUGCUGCCGCUCCGCCUGACUCACUGCUCCGUCUUCCAGCUCUGCCUGAGUCCUGAGGAUGAAGAUCGCCGUGCUCGGAGCCACCGGGCAGACCGGACAGUUCCUGAUCAAACAGGCGCUGGAACAAGGUCACACCGUCACCGCCAUCGUCAGGAACCCGGCCAAGCUCGCCGUGCACAAUGACAAUCUGAAGGUGGUGAAGGCGGAUAUUUUCGCCGCCGAAAGCCUCAAGGAUCAUUUCAAAGACCAGGAUGUGGUCAUGUCCUGCCUCGGUUUCCCCGCCUCCUUCUUCUCCGGGGUGACGGGCUACACCAUGUCUAUGGCCGCGGUGGUCAGCGCCAUGCGAGAGGCCCGUGUCAGCCGCCUCAUCGCCAUGACCUCCUGGUACACGGAGCCAAACUCUGGGACCCAGUCGUCGUACCUGAUCCGGUUCCUCCUGCUGCCCAUGAUCAGAAGCGUCCUCAGCAACAUGUACGAGAUGGAGCAGUCGCUGGCAAAGACCCAGGACAUCAACUGGACCGUGGUCCGGCCUCCCGGCCUCAAGAACCUGCCUGCUACAGCUCAGGAGUUUCUGACCCACGAGGGAUACUUUGUGCCCGAAAGCAACAACCAGCCCCCCCGCAGUGCCGUCGGGAGGGGAGACGUGGCGCGCUUCAUGCUGUCUCUGCUGAACAGCAACGCCUGGGUGAAGAAGGGAGUCGCCAUCACCACCAAAUGAAACGAUGAAGGAGAAACCCCCAUCAGAUCGGACUUUACUAACCUGCAGAACCAGCGUGGAAAAAAGCAACAUUUUCAGGUGUUUUGUGAGAAUCCUUUGACUUCAAUAUUUUGCUGCAUAACAUUUUUUUUAAAUACAUGUUUAAACAAAAGUAAUACAUACAUUUAAGUAAAAACCACACAAAUCAGCGCAAAUUUUAAAGUGAAAUUCUUGCAAAGCUGAAAAACACAGCGACACGCCUUAUACACUCUGAUGAAUGUACCUUUUUCUUUUGAUAAAAAAACAUUUAUUAGAUCCUAACAGGCUGAAAUGUCCUUAUGUACUCUGUUUACUGUUUAACAUGCACGUGCCAUCGUACUCUGUGGUUGCAGUAAACGCUUCUGUCCACAUGGGGGCAGUGUUCUGUUAUUUAAAACUGAUUUUCUCCUCUGUGAUGUUUUUCUGUGAGGUCACCUAAAGAGAAAAAAAGAAUGUUGUGACGUGUAGAAUGUGUCCACGCAAAAUAAUAAAAGCAUAAGAGUUAUGAGUUAUAUAAUUAUCAGAGGGGGGGGAAAGCAAAACUAGACUUAAAAACCAAACAAACACAUUUCUUUGUCUCUGAAUAAAUCAUUUUGAUAAGUGAGUCUUACCAAAUACGAAGCCCAUUGAGAUGAAGGUGGCUGUGAUUUUGGGUGAUAUGAAUAAAAUUGAAUUGAAAUGAGUC
Oryzias latipes (Japanese medaka) is the source of this 1545-nucleotide messenger RNA. RefSeq names its product flavin reductase (NADPH). NCBI's taxonomy places the organism in Eukaryota, Metazoa, Chordata, Actinopteri, Beloniformes, Adrianichthyidae. The record is from RefSeq and is a predicted model, not a curated record.